Molecule: messenger RNA, 1211 nt
Organism: Abrus precatorius (Indian licorice)
Lineage: Eukaryota; Viridiplantae; Streptophyta; Magnoliopsida; Fabales; Fabaceae
Exons: 10
Coding region: 121-915 (264 amino acids)
Molecular function (GO): mRNA binding
Source: RefSeq, a predicted model, not a curated record
AUUUCGUUUCGUUUGUGCAAAACAAAAGCUAAACCCGUCAUCGACUCGGCAGAUUAAAGUGAAGAGCUUCGUCUUCGGCCACCGCCAUCUCCGCCGUACACGACGGUGUUCACCCUCUGAAUGGCUCAGCAGCCGUUCGAUCCGUACUACCUUUAUCAACAAGAUGAGCGCAACAACAUCAACACGCUCUUCGUCUCCGGCCUCCCGGACGACAUCAAGGCGCGUGAAAUUCACAACCUCUUCCGCCGCCGCCCCGGCUUCGACUCGUGCCAACUCAAGUACACCGGACGCGCUAACCAGGUCGUAGCAUUUGCUACAUUUUUCAAUCACCAAUCAGCAAUGGCAGCGUUGCACGCCUUGAAUGGUGUGAAAUUUGAUCCUCAAACGGGAUCUGUUUUACAUAUUGAACUUGCCAGGUCAAACUCUAGGAGGAAGCGUAAACCAGGUGGUGGAGCCUAUGUGGUUAUUGAUAAAAGGUCGAAAGGGGAGACUGAUGUUCAGGGAUCAUCCAGUGAUGAUGGUGACAGUGAUCCCGAUGAACCAUUGGAAAGUGGCAGCAACCAUGGUGAUUUAGCAAUCACAAAAAGUGGUGAAACUGCUGUUAUUUCUGAGAAUGCUGUUCCUGUGGAGCAACAUGAAAAGGGUGGUGAUGGAGGACCUUGUUCCACUCUCUUUAUCGCAAAUCUUGGUCCAAACUGCACAGAAGAUGAAUUGAAACAAGCUUUUUCUGUAUAUACUGGAUUCAAUAUGGUCAAAAUGCGUUCUAGAGGAGGAAUGCCUGUUGCAUUUGCUGAUUUUGAGGAAGUUGAUCAAGCUGCUAAGGUCAUGGAGGAGCUUCAGGGCAGCCUGCUGCAUUCAUCAGACCGGGGUGGCAUGCACAUAGAAUAUGCAAGGUCCAAAAUGAGGAGGCAUUAGAAGAAACAGGUUUCCGGACAAUUUGGUUGUUUGAUAUAUAUAGAAUAGUUGCAACACAUAGGGAAAGGUUGAGAAGGUGGUCCAAAUUGAAAAAUGAUUACAGCAGACAUUUAUUUGUUAUGUCUAGAACCUUGUACUAUGUUGGAAUUAAGGGAAUUAGUUCUUGCCAUUUGGCAUAGAUGAUUCCAAAACUUGGGCCGCUAUCGUUUGUAAAAUCUCUUGAUAUACUAUAUGCAAAUGCUGACUACAUCAAUAGUAAGAGUUUUUUAAGGGAAAAUUACACUCUAGUACCUUCG